AUGGGUACGUUCAAGUCUCCCAGUCCGGAUGGCUUUCAGCCUGGCUUUUACCAGCAUGGUUGGGAUGUGGUUGGUCCAUCAGUGGUUCACUUUGUGCUGGAGCUUUUUUAUAGAGGGCUUCUACCGGAGGCAACAAAUGACGCUUUGGUUGUUUUAAUCUCUAAGGUGUUGAAAGCAGAAUUGAUGUCACAGUUUCAUCCUAUUAGUUUGUGUGGUGUUUUGUUUAAGAAGAUUACAAAAACAAUGGUCAACAGGAUGAAGAAGGUGAUGCCUAAACUUAUUGGACAUGCUCAGUCCAGUUUCAUUCCAAGGAGACUAAGCACAAACAAUAUUAUUGUGGUUCAAGAGGCGUGGGACUUCUUAGAGGAAACUCUUAAGGUUGCGGAUUUUUCAGAGAAUUGGCGUCAGUGGAACAUGCAGUGUGUUAAGGGGCCAUCAAUGACAAUUCUGUGGAAUGGGGAAAAAACAACAAUUUACACCAUCAAGAGGGCUGCGCCAAGGAGAUCCAUUGUCGCCUUACCUCUUUGUUCUAUGUUUGGAGAGGCUGUGCCAUCUCAUUGA
Molecule: messenger RNA, 561 nt
Organism: Camelina sativa (false flax)
Lineage: Eukaryota; Viridiplantae; Streptophyta; Magnoliopsida; Brassicales; Brassicaceae
Source: RefSeq, a predicted model, not a curated record